Molecule: messenger RNA, 1305 nt
Organism: Naegleria gruberi
Lineage: Eukaryota; Heterolobosea; Eutetramitea; Acrasida; Naegleriidae
Exons: 1
Coding region: 1-1305 (434 amino acids)
Source: RefSeq, a predicted model, not a curated record
AUGACCUCGGAACAAGGAUAUACAGCCUUCUUUGAAUUUAUUCAAAAUUAUAUCAAGAAUACAAUUUCUCUAAAUUCACCUCGUUCUCCAACAUCAUCCGAUACUGAUUCCAAUUCCAAUUCUAAUAGUGGAAGAGUUUCACAUAGAACGGCAACUUCUGCAUUUCCAAUCGUUAGAAAGAGAUUUCAACAAUUGUCCAUCUCUGAAUACACAUUUAUGGCCAUGAUGAAUGAUUUGAAACCUAAUAGCAAUCCUUUUAAAUUUAAUAAUAAUAAUAAUAGCAGCAAUAGCAGUAACAAUACCUUUAAUAAUAAUGGCAAUGGUAAUGGAAAUGGUUUAUCUAAUAAUAAUUCAUUGACAGUUUCUAAUUCUCCUAAUGAUCAUGGAGGAAAUGGUAGAAUUCCUUCAACUUCAACUGUCGAUUCAGAAUUUAUUGAAAAUGAUGAUGAUUAUUAUCAAAUAUCAUUUGAUGAAUAUCAAUUAUUAGAUUUAUUCGAUAUUUUAGAUGUUAAAGGAAAGGGAACUAUUUCAAUAGAAAGUGUUUACAUGUUUUUAUGCUUGUUUGUUUGUAGGGAAGGAAAAUUGCUUACAAAAUUCCUGUACCAAUUUGGAGAAUUUGUCUAUGAUACUUUCUGCUCAAUUGUAACUGUAAAUGAAAUGGAAACUAAUCCAUACUUGUCAUCAACUCCUGGUAGAUCAAGAAGUGGCUCACUUUCAAUGUGGAGUAGUAAUAGUCCAAAUAAUGUUCAAACCAAAAACUCAACUGGUGUUACUAAUAUUGUAAAUAAUAUUUCUCAGAAAUUUCAUCAGUCAAUCACUCCAGUUUCCUCACGUUCUACUAAUUCAAGUCCUCAACAUGUUGCUCAAGCUCCUCCAUUAGUGGUUGAAAAGAGUUCAGAAGAGAUUGAUCAAGCUCAAGAUGUUCAAGAAGAAUCGAGUGAUGAAUUGGAUUAUUAUGAGUCGUUUGAUGAGUGGACUCAACACGAAGAUAUUGAUUUGGAUUAUUAUUCAAAGAAGAGAUCUGACUUUUUGAAAUUGGCAAUGCUUAUUGGUUUUGAUGACAUGACAAUUGUCAAUCAUGUUAAUGAGCUUCAAAAUUUGAUUUUAAAGAAUAGAGCACAAAAAACCAAGCAACAAAACAUUACACUCAAGAGAGAAGAUUUCAUGUUUAUUUACUAUUCAGUUUUCAAGGAGUUUGAUAAUCCUAAUACAAGAAGUUCAAGUUCUAGUGCUUCCUCAGGAGGAGUUAUCAAAAGAAAGAAGAGAAAAAACAAAGCUCUACAACAAUCUUCAGAGAGAAGAUAA